AGUACGACCUUUACCUGAUUUUAAAAAUCCCGUUUAAAAAAAGUAUCUUCGCACUCGUGGAAUCUCAACUUAUUGGCACUGGCUGCUAAGCAAACAUUUUCCACGCACUAAAAUCUCCGGCCCGUAUGUGAUACAUCCACGUAUAAAUCAAUCAAUUUUGAACGUUUCCUUACAAAUCUCGCAAUCUCUUUCUCUCACUGUCUCUGCUUCUAUAUGAAUAUCUCACACACUAUCGCGCCUUCGAAAACGCCUCUUUAUUUUGAAAGCAACGCCAAAAACUUGUAAACAAAAAUUAGUUUGGUACGAAGUAGCGUGUGGGUUAGCAGCAAAAGCUAGCUAGAGCUAAAAGACUGUGUCACAGAUCAGAAACAAUAGUGCACUAAAACCGUUUUGUUUGUUGGUUUCUGCUUCCCCGAGAAGAACUUUUCGAAAAUCUAUUUUUGAAAUAAUCAAAUAUUUAUCGGUGAGAUAUUAAUAAGGAGAUUCUUCACCAUUCCGUUGAUCAAUUCAAACAAUUCAACUAUCGGUGCAAAUGAACGACUGAUCGCACAAGUUGUUGAAAAUACGUUCCUUGAGUUUUAUUAUCUAAGAAAGAGACAUGUGCCAAAUAAAAUACGUCAGUUGAUAAAAAAGAAUAAAUUCUUUAAGAACAAAACAAAAUACAAGAAAUUCGAAAUUUCUUUCCCAUUGUGAAAUCAAACCGAAAACUAUAUUCAAACCUCCUGCUCGUGUGCUCAUCAACCAAAUCAAAACGUUCAUACUUUUUGAAGAACAAUAAUUUAUACUUUAUUUUUGAAGAAUGUUACAAAUAGCUCAGAGUAAUUUACCUCUUAAAAACUGUCUCUUAGAGGCACUUAAUAUGACCACACGAAUCCGGAGGAAAAAGUCAUCGCUGUCCGAGUUGAAGAUCGCCGUUGUUGGAGCACCGGGUGUUGGAAAAACCGCGUUAAUAGUUCGAUUCUUAACAAAACGAUACAUAGGCGAAUAUGCUCAUGAAGCAGAAAAUCGAUAUAAACACGAAGCCUUAGUUGACGGGGAACCGGUCCUCUUUGAGAUCCUAGACACAUGUCCAAAGAACGAGAACGAAAUGCCAAAUACUUCAGAACUAAUUCAAUGGGCCGACGGCCUGCUCCUUGUGUACUCAAUUGUAGACCGACACUCCUUCAACUACAUUCGUCGUGUAAAAUCAAACUUGCAGUCGGAUAUUCCGGUGCAACUGGUGGCCAAUAAAAAUGAUUUGGUUCAUUUGCGCCAGGUGAGCUCUGAUGAGGGUGAAAUCCUUGCCAAGGACUAUGAGUGCAAGUUCUCUGAAGUAUCUGCUGCUGAACAUGUGAACCUAGUUGCUGAAGUGUUCUAUGAUAUCUGCAAAGAAGUGAUGUCAUCAAAGAGAAAAUCAAAACAAAGUCUGCUAGAAAGGAUGUUGGGAGGGCAUCGUCCUUAUAAUCGAGGGAAGAGCGAUAGUGCUUUGCCUAAAGACUGUAAACCGUAUGCAUAGUUCCUACCUCUUAAAAAAUGUGUAUCUAUAAAUUAUGUUUUUCUUUGUUUUAUUUUUUACGGGAAAGUAUGUUCAAAUAAAAAGAUAUGUUUAUAUUUAAAUUUCUUAACAUUUUAGCAAAUAUACGUAAUGUUUAUUUUUGUA
This is a messenger RNA of Eupeodes corollae, 1639 nucleotides long. RefSeq names its product ras-related and estrogen-regulated growth inhibitor. NCBI's taxonomy places the organism in Eukaryota, Metazoa, Arthropoda, Insecta, Diptera, Syrphidae. The transcript has 5 exons. The record is from RefSeq and is a predicted model, not a curated record. Gene Ontology annotation, molecular function: GTPase activity; GTP binding. The coding region runs from base 800 to 1495 and encodes 231 amino acids.